Messenger RNA from Carya illinoinensis, 698 nucleotides. Its product is annotated as V-type proton ATPase subunit G-like. Gene Ontology annotation, cellular component: vacuolar proton-transporting V-type ATPase complex. The record is from RefSeq and is a predicted model, not a curated record. The transcript has 4 exons. Gene Ontology annotation, molecular function: proton-transporting ATPase activity, rotational mechanism. Lineage: Eukaryota; Viridiplantae; Streptophyta; Magnoliopsida; Fagales; Juglandaceae. The coding region runs from base 166 to 498 and encodes 110 amino acids. Gene Ontology annotation, biological process: proton transmembrane transport.
ACUCGACUUGCAACGGAUGCUACUUAAACCAGAGAAUAGAAGGCCAAUUGUCUCCUCCUCUCCUCUUCCUUCUGCUCUCUGCGCUUGUUUCCUGCAGAGAGAGCUCAUUGCCUAGCCGUGUCAAGCUUCUCUACUCAACUACAGUGUUGUUAUUUCCAGGAAAGUAUGGCAUCCAAUAGGGUUCAAGGUGGAAUCCAACAAUUGCUGACUGCAGAACAAGAAGCUCAACACAUUGUCAAUGCAGCCAAAAGUGCAAAAAUGGCUAGGCUGAAACAAGCCAAAGAAGAGGCUGAAAGGGAGAUUGCUGAAAAUCGGGCCCAAAUAGAGCGUGAGUUUCAGAGGAAAGUUGCAGAGAGCAGUGGAGAUUCAGGUGCAAAUGUUAAGCGGCUUGAGCAUGAGACAGAGGCAAAGAUCCAUCACCUGAAAACAGAAGCUGCAAGGAUAUCACAGGAUGUUGUUGACAUGCUUCUGAAGCAAGUGACGACUGUGAAAAAUUAAGUCUGGAUCAUAGAGGUGAUAUUGCAAACUCCUAAAUCUUGUUAGUUUUGGAUGGGUUCAUCCUGGACCUUAGACUUCCUGUGUGCUGUGGGUAAGAUUCCUAUUCCGGUACUUGUUAUGUGUCGUAUUGCACUUUAUCCAAGGAGAAUAACUUAUGUUUUUAUUGUUUGAAUGAAAUAACAUCCCUGAAAUUCUAGCCA